Messenger RNA from Molossus molossus (Pallas's mastiff bat), 2674 nucleotides. RefSeq names its product ribosomal RNA processing 8 (gene RRP8). Gene Ontology annotation, molecular function: methyltransferase activity. Bases 428 to 1771 code for a protein of 447 amino acids. Lineage: Eukaryota; Metazoa; Chordata; Mammalia; Chiroptera; Molossidae. Gene Ontology annotation, biological process: cellular response to glucose starvation; regulation of transcription by glucose; rDNA heterochromatin formation. Gene Ontology annotation, cellular component: rDNA heterochromatin; chromatin silencing complex; nucleolus. The transcript has 7 exons. The record is from RefSeq and is a predicted model, not a curated record.
ACUCGAUGGUUUUCGGCACCGCGCCGGCCGCUCUAGCCAACUGGCUUUCACUCUGGUUACCGGCUCUGUUCCGGCAGCACUGUGGGCUCAGGUUCCUAGACGCUCUCUGCACGUGGAGAGGCGCGGGCAUCCCGCGACCUCACCCCACCCCACUCGCAUGUUUGAGGAGCCGGAUUGGGCCGUGGAGGCCCCAUUAGCCGCGGGCCUCGGGCCUGUAGCCUCCCGGUCUCGGCCCGCGGCAGCCUCGCAAAUUAAGGUGAGUGGUCUCCCAGGGCACUGGGAGCUGUUUAAGGCCCUGAAGCGGAUCCUGGUGGAUCUCAGCGCUGGCAACGCCGCGCCCACUGCCUGUGUGGGUUUGGGUGUGGGUGUGUUCGCGCGCGCGCCUGCGGCCGACUGAGAUCGAAGACGUGAGAACUUCCAAAAGAAAAUGACAUUGGAACUGAGAUUUGGUCUCAUUCAUUCUCCUCGGCCCUGCUUCCAUCCCUUCUUUUCCCCCCAGGGCUCCAAGCGCCGCCGGCUCUUGGCCACACUACGGGCCCUAGAGGCAGCAUCUCUUUCCCAACAACUCUCCGGCCUUCCUGGCAGUGACUCUGAGGAGGAGGAGGUGGUGGGGAAAAAAAAGAAACGCCCGAAAAAGGCCUCAUUUGCCAGUAUUUCUACUGAAGUGGAGAAGAAAAGGAAAAAGCAGCAUCCAAAACAGGGCCAACCUAUCAUUGACUCUGAGGAAAAGGAAGUAGAAAAGAAGUGCCAUAAAGGGGCUUUUCUUGGCAGUGACUCUGCUGCAGAAGAGAAAAGAAGGGGGACAUGCCAGAAGCAGGCCCCUUCAAACCUUGCCCAGCACCUGGACAGUGUUCACCAAACAGGUCCCAAAGCUUUGAAAAGUAAUGCUACAGAUGACCCACGCAAGCCAUGCCCUGUGACCACUUCUUCCCAACUCCCCAAUACCUUGAGUCGCAAGCAGUGGCGGAACCGGCAGAAGAACAAGCGUAGACACAAGAACAAAUUUCGGCCACCUCAGCCAUCAGACCCAGCUCUAGCCACAGCCCCCACAGAGGAGACAGAGGUGCCUCCUGCCCCCACUCAAGACAGCCUUGAGGCUCGGGCAGGAGCUCUGCGAGCCCGCAUGGCACAGCGGCUGGAUGGUGCUCGAUUUCGCUACCUCAAUGAACAGCUGUAUUCAGGGCCCAGCAGCGCUGCACAACGCCUUUUCCAGGAAGAUCCCGAGGCCUUUCUCCUUUACCACCGCGGCUUCCAGAGCCAAGUCAAGAAGUGGCCACUACAGCCGGUGGACCGCAUCGCCAAGGACCUUCGCCAGCGGCCUGCGACCCUGGUGGUAGCUGACUUUGGCUGUGGGGACUGCCGCCUGGCUUCAAGUAUCCGGAACCCUGUGCACUGCUUUGACUUGGUCUCUCUGGACCCCAGGGUCACUGUGUGUGACAUGGCCCAGGUACCUCUGGAGGAUGAGUCUGUAGAUGUAGCUGUGUUCUGCCUUUCGCUGAUGGGAACAAACAUCAGGGACUUCUUAGAGGAGGCAAAUCGAGUGCUGAAGCCAGGGGGUCUCCUGAAAGUGGCUGAAGUUAGCAGUCGUUUUGAAGAUGUUCGGACCUUUCUGGGAGCCGUAACCAAACUUGGCUUCAAGGUCAUUUCCAAGGACUUGACCAACAGCCACUUCUUCUUGUUUGAUUUUGAAAAGACCGGGCCUCCUCGGGUAGGGCGCAAGGCUCAACUCUCAGGCCUGAAGCUUCAGCCAUGUCUCUAUAAGCGCAGGUGACCUCUGGACACCUCCUGAAAGGGGAAGCAAGUCUCGAACUCCAUACUCAGAACUCUGAAGACUGUAACCAGCCAGUCAGUGACCCAGGACUGGUACCACCCUUCCUCUGUCCCAAGAACAAAGUUGGAUGAAACCCCUGGCUCAGCCUUGCUUUAAUGGAGGCUUCUUGGUUGCAAGAAGCAUAAAAUCACUCAGGUUGGCUAAAGAAUAUGGAGUUUAUUGUGAGAACACAAAUAUCUGGAAACUAUGGACUCCCUAGGUAUCAUGGAAACUAGAUAGAUGGCUUGGAAUUCAAGGCAUCUCUGGGUUUGACUCCUUUUUCUCUCUCUGAGGAGCCCCAUGGGCUUUCUGUCCUGGCAUCUCCAUUCUCCUCUCUUCUGAUCUUCUGUCUGCAGACCAGCUUCCUAUUACUCAUAGCUGCUGCUCCUUUAGCUUUGGUCUGCUCAGGCCUUCAAGGCCUCAGACAGGCAGGCAUUGCUUCUUGGUCCUGGGACAACUGGUAGUCCACCAACAUACUGGUUAAGACAUCAAUCUGGGCUUCUGGGUCAGGACUGUUUGAUUGUGUCUGUACUAAGCACUUUUCUCCCCUCUAUCUUUAUCUCCAUCUUUGGAGCUACAUGACCUAGUAUCUGUUGUCCUGUGGGGCCCUGGUAUGUGUCUGGCUGAGGACAGAUUUUAGAAUCAGGUAUAGACCUGGGUUCAAAUUCUGGCCUGCCAUUUAUUGCUGACAGUCAUUUAAUUUUUGAAUGUCACAUUCCUCAUUUGGAAAAUGGUAGAAUUUCUGUCUAAUGGGAUUGUUGUAUGGGUCAACUGAGGAAACCUAUAUACAGGGCCGGGUACCGAGGAGAUGCUCAAUAAACUGUAGAUGUAGCUGUGUGUGUUGUAAGCCUCAUUGUUCUCUAA